This is a messenger RNA of Bipolaris sorokiniana ND90Pr, 1536 nucleotides long. RefSeq lists its product as uncharacterized. Gene Ontology annotation, molecular function: heme binding; iron ion binding; oxidoreductase activity, acting on paired donors, with incorporation or reduction of molecular oxygen. Bases 1 to 1536 code for a protein of 511 amino acids. The transcript is spliced from 7 exons. The record is from RefSeq and is a predicted model, not a curated record. NCBI's taxonomy places the organism in Eukaryota, Fungi, Ascomycota, Dothideomycetes, Pleosporales, Pleosporaceae.
AUGCAUGACCUCCUGAACCAGACGGUCGAAGUGUUCUUAGUUUAUUCAGCUAGUGGUUCUCGGUCUUUGAAAGCUCUGUAUACCAACGCUGACGUGAAAAUCCGUAAGACCUGGAAAAGAUCUUACACAGAAUUCUCUUCCUACAUCGAACACCAACUAACUAUGUGCUAUGUGCAAAUACGCGUGGAGGUCGAUCAUCUUCUUCUCCCAGGACUUGUUUUUUCGAGUCUCUUCUUCUUACUCCUUACUUUCUAUCAGGGUAUCGGCCCAACUGUUGUCUCAUAUGUAGCCUUUUGGGGCACUCUCUCCUUAUGGAUCUUGUUAUACCAUGCAUUCUGGCAUCCACUCAGACAUUUUCCAGGUCCAUUUGGUGCAAAAUUGUCGAAAUUGUGGACUGUCAAACAGGCCUGGGAUUCAAGAUGGCAUUGGCAUCGCGUACAACAGAGUCUCCGAAAGGAGUAUGGUGAUUAUGUAAGAACGGGUCCCCGAGAAAUUUCAAUUUACGACCCGAGUGCCAUACAACCGCUUUUGGGUUUUUCUUCCAUGACAACCAAGGGACCUUUCUACGAUGUUAUGGAAAAGUCUCUUCGUUUGAACCGAGACAAAGUCUUCCACCAUCAGCGACAUAGGGUUUGGGAUAAUGGUAUGAAAGAAUCGCUUUCUACCUUUUCUCCACUCGUUGAGGCGUUUAUAGAUAAGCUGCUUGCUCAACUGCACAAACAGAAUGGCGAACCGACUGAACCAUUGCACUAUUGCAGCUACUAUAGUUAUGACGUUAUGUCAAAACUUGCAUUUGGCGAAUCAAUAGGAUUUUUGGAAGGCAAACAAAGUGAAGUAGAGGCAAGCAUUCUCAAUACUUUCAAUAGUAGCUCAUCUGCUAUGGGCCUUAUGCUUAUGGACACACUUGGGGUGGUCAUUUCAAUUGCCGGGCCGAUGAAAGAAUGGCAAGACUGGAGCGUGUCCCAAAUGAGACAGCGCAUCGCCCGGACAGAUGGAAAUACCGAUUUUGUGGGACAUCUCAUCAAGAACACUCCUAACGAUAAAGCUGGACUAGAACUACUAUAUGGCGAAUCGCGACUCAUCAUCAGUGCCGGCAGCGAGACUACGUCUACGGCGUUGACGUUUACAUUGAUGCAACUUGCUACAAACCCGAAAUACGUCGAUGCGAUACGAAAGGAGUUUCGUGACUGCGUAUCUUUCAACUGCCAGCGGCCACUUCCAAUGCUUGACGCAGUGAUACAAGAAAACUUUGUAAAACCGGACGAAUUUUUGCCUGAACGAUGGACAUCGGAACCUGAGUUGGUGCUCAAUAAGAACGCAUUUAUCCCAUUCAGCAUAGGACCAUACAAUUGCGUUAGUAAAACAUUAGCCAAUAUGAAACUACAGAUUGUCAUUGCAAGAGUGGUGAAUGAGUUUGAUAUUCGUCUUCCCGACGGAUUCGUAGCAGAACAGUAUUGGGAUGGUAUCAGAGAUCAGUUUACAGCAGGACCUCCAGAAAGCCAGAGUUUCUUUUGUUACAUAUCAGAGCUGAUUUGA